AUGGCAGCGGGGUAUCGCCCGGUGCAGCGUAUCAAUCUGGCAUGCCUGGAAUGUCGCCGCAAAAAGGCUCGAUGCAGUGGCCACAGGCCUCAGUGUAGCCAUUGCCGUCGUCUCGGCCGAGAAUGCCAGUAUCCGCUAGCAUCCAGUCGGACAUCUACGUCAACGCGCCCAGCUGCUCCAGCCACCGCUGGCUCAUCCGGUAAUGGAACCGUCGAAGAAUCGAUUGCAUCAAUCUCGGAACGCCUCAGCCGCAUAGAAGACCUCCUACUCGAUCUACGUGCCCAGCCCAUCGGUCCCUCUCGAGAGUCUGAUGUGGUGUUCUCGUCCGCGUCGAGGCCAUCCGCAACUCCCUCGAGCCACACGGGAUAUCCGCAAGGGCCCUUGUCUCCCUCAGUAGCCUCGGAACCAAGCGUCGGUACCGUCUCCCUGGCCGCGUUCCCCCCGCGUGCUGUGCUUCUGGACUGCGUCAAUAAUUACUUUCGCCAUUGCCACAAUCAACCCUAUUCCUUCUUCCACGAGGCCAGCUUCCGCCGGAGUCUUGAGCGUGGUCUCUUGCCGGACCACCUCGUCCUCGCUGUCCUUGCCAGCGCCGCCCGCUUCUCGUCCGACCCCUUCUUCUCCGACCCGCACGAGACCGCUGCGCAGUAUGCAAACCGCUCCUGGGAGGCAAUUGUCGUUAGCUGCCUUGCUCGGAAUCGUGCAGCUCAUAUACAAACGGUCCAGACUAUCACCCUGCUGGCAAUAUUCGACUUCACAGCUGGCAAAGCGCGCCACGGCUCGGCCUGGGUCAAAAUUGGUCUCUCGGUCCGUAUGGCUCAGGAUCUUAAACUCAUGCUCGAGGAUGACACGACUUUUCCAUGCCCUGAGCGUGAGGAGCGUCGUCGUGUGUUCUGGUCUAUCUAUCUCCUCGAUCGUCUCGUUUCCUGUGGCCGUGGUCGCCCUCCUGCUGUUUUGGAUGCAUCCUGCCAACUUCAACUACCAUGUGACGAGCCUACCUACCGCGACGGUUCCGGGCAGUCCACGAUGACGCUCGAGGAGUUUAUAUCGCGGAAGCCAGUUCCUGAGAGCGUACUCCACAGCCCGCUCGCCCGCGUCACGCUUUUGGCGUAUGCUCUAGCUCGUGCGGCAGGCUAUAUGCUUCAGCAAUUCAACAUCCGGAACCAAAAUCCUCCUUGGGAUGCCAACUCGGACUGUGCCUCUAUCGAGUCAGAUUUGCUAUAUAUAGAGACUGCUCUGCUACCGUUGAAAUCGGCCGCAAAGAUUGUAAGUUCCCAUCGCCUUCCCGACGGAUCCAUCGACCAGCCCAGCGCUGGGCCUGGAAUUUUCUCAAUGGCCUUGUUUCACCUAUGCCAUUGCAUUCUCUACCACCCCUUUCUACUUCGGCGACGAAUUUCCUCGUUCGGAGCUGGUGUCCCGUCCUGCUUCCUCUCUCGCUCCUUCCGCUCAGCAUGGGAACAUGCCCGAGCAAUGAUUGAGCUUCUGCAGGAGGCCCGCCGUCUCGGCGUCAUUAUCCAGGCGUCCUUCUACGGCUACUGCAUGAUUAUGGCUGGCUCCAUCGUCGGUCUCCAGAGCCACAAUAACCAGCCCUCGAGAGCAAAUGACUCGGCUCGUCUACUUUCUGCGAGCAUAGACAUCGCACGAGAUAUUGGUCUGUACUGGACUAAUGUGGCGACUAUGGCGACAUUUCUCCAGCGAUUCUCAGACCUGCGCAUGGCCUACUCUCAACUAGCAUCCGAAGAACCGCAAAUUAUCGGCCUCAGCCAAGCCGAGGAAGAUUUUAUGUGGUUCCUCGUCGACUACAGCACUAUAUCAAACUCAACUGAGUCUGACCAGCAGGCCGGCACUGAUCUGGAUCAGUGGGGAGCAAUGCAAUCCACUUGGUUCGAUUUGUUCGGCACCUUCUCUGUUGAUGUAGCCCCCGACCUUGUGGCAACUUGCUCGCCUUGAGGUGCAGACACAAGUUAGUUUAGUCUUUUCCAUAUCUGAGAGUAUCUGAGAGAGCCCGCAUCAACAAGCCGACCAGUGUCCUAUCGGGCCUGACCUGAGUUCGGGUGUUAACGGAGGUCCACAGUCAGACGUGACGUUGACGGUUUCAAGGUAGUCGAUCAAUGUGAUUUGGUCC
Messenger RNA from Ilyonectria robusta, 2122 nucleotides. Its product is annotated as fungal-specific transcription factor domain-containing protein. The record is from RefSeq and is a predicted model, not a curated record. Gene Ontology annotation, molecular function: DNA-binding transcription factor activity, RNA polymerase II-specific; zinc ion binding; DNA binding. Gene Ontology annotation, biological process: DNA-templated transcription; regulation of DNA-templated transcription. Gene Ontology annotation, cellular component: nucleus. The transcript has 4 exons. NCBI's taxonomy places the organism in Eukaryota, Fungi, Ascomycota, Sordariomycetes, Hypocreales, Nectriaceae. The coding region runs from base 1 to 1947 and encodes 648 amino acids.